AUGUUGAUUGCGUGUCUACAAAUCGGCAUGUGUCCAAGUUGUUUAAACACCACGCUGGAGAAGAAAGGAGUCGAAAAACCAGUUGAAGUGAGAACAAGACUUGUCGAUUUGUAUUUUCGUGGACUGUCAUUUGCUGAGAUUGGAGAUCUAAGUGGUGUUUCAAAGCAGACAGCUUAUAAUAUCGUCAAACGCGACUAUCAAGAAAACAAUGAAAUGCUGAGUGGACAGUGGGACUUCACUGGUGAUCCAUGUCCAAUCAGUAAAUAUGAGUGGUCUAUACAAGGUUUUGAUGGCACAGAAAUACAGCCAAUGAUAGAAUUGCCUGAAGGUCAGACCCAUGGCAUGAAUGACCAGGUAUCACUGAAAGAUGGAGAGUCUUAUUACCUUGUUGUCAGGGCAACAAAUCUCCUUGGAUACACUCUAUCUCUUCGAUCAAAUGGUGUCACAAUUCAAAAAGAUCCAUUAUUGCCAGGCCAAGUUAGAGAUGGUGAUGUGAUUGGUUUCGAUAUCAAUUAUCAACCGUCAGUGACAAGGUUAUCUGCUAAUUGGGAUGGGUUUGGAGUAGAUGGUUUAAUGGCAGGUGAAACUAAAAAUCAACAACACCAGAUGAUAGAGCACUAUGAAAUAGCGGCAGGAACAGAUCGUAGAUAUCCAGCAAUGAGAACCAACAUUCAUCCAUUCAUUCAUGUUGGUCUAAACAAAACACACACAUUCACUGAUCUACAAUUAGUACCUAAGUCAGUAACUUACUACAUUACUGUGAGGGCAUACAGUGUGUCUACAGCUAUGAAAGAAGUUACAUCUAAUGGCAUUCAAGUAGGAUAUGGUGGGAAAGCAGUGUCAUUGGGUGAGGUCACAGUGUCAAGAUAUGUUGCAUCAAAGACAUCAAUGACAGUCGUGUGGGGUGAUUUUGAAUUCACUUUGCCAGUCAUGUUUUACCAGUGGGGUCUUGGAACCCUCGAUAGUAACAUUGAUGACCUUACAUGCACUCAGCUGCAAAAUUUCAAUGAAGAAGGCAAAGUUCUGAGCAACCCAGAAUAUGCUCAUCUGUUUGAUAAGCAUCCUUUGACAAACACUGGAAAAGAUACCAUGGUGAUCCCUGAUAACCUGGAACUUGAGGAGGGUCAUACCUAUACUGUGGUUGUCAUAGCAACGGAUGAGUCUGCACAGUGUUCCUUAGUUUCCGACAUUGUUACCAUAGAUACUACACCACCUGUGGAAGGAAGAUUACAGAUAGGUGCUUUCCAGAGUGUGGAUGUUACAUACACAAAGCAACCAGAACAACUUGAUGUGACUUGGAGUGGUUACUAUGACGACAUAAGUGGUAUACAAUAUUAUGAAUUAGCAUUGUAUGAAGGACAGUCAUGUGAAGAUAGUGGUCAUUUAACUAUAGUACAGGAUUAUAUACAAGUAUUACCCAAUGAUACUGACUAUACUUUCUUAGACCUGCUUCUUCAGGAUAGCCGCCCAUAUUAUGUACGGUUGAAAGCUACAAAUAAUGCAGGACAGUCAGUAAUUACCACAUCGCCACCUAUAUUACUAGACGUUGUUGACCCAGUUGGUGGAGUUGUCAAAGAUGGAGACAACUAUAAAGUUGAUAGAAUGUAUCAAAGCUCAACCAAUCACAUGAAAGGUGUCUUUCUCCACCUUCCAAACCCAGACAGCACUGCAUGUCCUACAAGGGACUUUUCAUUGGACAGCAGACCAUCCAGUACUGACUGGUUAUCCAUCGUAGAUAGUGGUAUCUGGUCUGUUAAUGCACAACAAAAAGUUAUAUUCUCAGAUAAUCAGGUGUCUUAUUCUGCUACUGAUGGUCUUUCUAUCACAAUGACAAGGGAUGUCAACAAACAAGAAAUGAGGUCAGCAGCUGUGUCAUAUGGAAGUCCGGAUGUACAUGUAGGGGGAAAAUACCAGGUGGAAAUAAUUGCAGCUGGUGGGGAUACCCAUGCUGUAACCAGCUUCACAUUUUGGGAUGGGCCAUCUGGUGUUGUUGGUGAUAUCAAUGCACCAUUGGGAGAAAAAACAUGGGAAGAUAGUGUGAUUGAAAAGCGGGAUUGCAGAUGCUGUGAAAAUGAAAAUAUUGCAGGGAACAAUAAUCACAGCCAGGAAACAAUGGCUACUUCUCAAAGUUCUGCCCAGGAUACAGUCACCUCUUCACAAGAUACUACCCAGAAAACAGUCACCUCUCCACGAUAUACUACCCAGGAAACAACUUCUUCUCCUCAAGACACCAUUUCAUGUGAAUGCAAUUGUACAGCUUACUUCAUACAAAUUGCCGCAACAACAACGGCUGACACGACUGCUGAACCAUUACACGUAACAACCAAUUCAUGGAUUGUGGUGGGCAAUGAUCUACCAGACAAAACUUUCACAGGUGAUGAAAGUCUGAAGAAUUAUGCGCAGACGGCUUUGGGACUCCAGUUACAUUCAGGUGUGAAUGUCAAUGAUGAGAUAAAACACUUUGCUGUGAUGUGGAGUCGCUUUGUUAAUGACACGUAUGAACCAAAACAUAAGAUUAUCGAGCUGUCAUUUGAUCCAUCACAAGCCUGGCACACGUAUUGCUUGCUACUUACAAUGAAUGAAGUUGGAGACAGGGAUGAUUGGACAGUGGAAUUGCUCAUUGAUGGUGUGCCUGCUACAAUCAUUACUGAUGUUCCUAGUCUGAGUGAGACGGCCAAACUAGUCAUGUCAGUAUGGAAUAGAUUAGAUUAUGUACCAGAGAUUACAGAUAUCUUCAACCCACCUACAAGUACAGCUUCAUUCAGAAAUCUUAAACUUCCACCUCCACCUGAGAUGUUGUGUCGAUAUGGUGAUCCAUUCCGUAAUGGUGAAAACGCCAUUGAGGGUUUCAUGGCUGGGGUUGGAUCAGAAAGAUUACUGGAUGAUGUGGUACCGUUCAGAUUGGUGACCAGUCCAUGCAUUCCAUGCGUUAAGCCAUGUGAUUUAUACAACUGUGAUAGUUCCUGUUCAAACAGUCUCACUACACUAUAUCAUAUUGAACUGGAUGACUUGAACUUGAAACCUGAAGUCAAUACUGAGGAAGAUGGUCAAAAUGUGACGGUUCCAGCAACCUAUUAUCUUACUGUAAAAGCUGUAACAGGCUCAGGUCGAUCAGCUGUUGUUUCCUCUGAUGGAGUCCUGAUAGAUGUAACCCCACCAGUGAUUGUGGAACUAUAUCAUGUGGAUAUGGCAUGGUCUGAUGCUGAACCAACUGAAUAUCAAAGUAGUGAUAACACCAUAGCUGUUAGAUGGGAUGUAUAUGAUCUAGGAAGUCAGGUUAAAGACAUUCAGUAUGCUAUAGGGAGUCAACCAAACUCAGUUGAUCUACAAAACUUCAAAUCUGUGAAGUUACAUUCAACAUUUGCUGUAACGGAUGGAUUACAACUUGUGAACAGAGCCAAGUACUAUGUGACAUUAAAAGUAACUAACAAUGCUGGACUCGAAAGUGUUAUGUCUUCCACUGGUGUGACAGUGAUUGGUGAUUCACCGGAUACUUCACAUGGCAGUUCAUCUUCAUACUGUGGACAACCACUUAGUAAUGGAUUGGUCAAAUGUAACAAUCAGCAAACAAUAGGACUAUCAUGGGUAGCACUGGAUGACAAUCUUGUUGAUGCUUAUUAUUUCAGUGUUGGUUCUUCUAGUGACAGUGUCCAAGAUGUUAUUCCACAAGUGCAAGUUGGAUUGAAUGUAUCUGGGUCAGUGCGUGUGGAAGGUGGUGUCCUCAUGAUUGGCGAGACUCCAGCUGCUAAUCUGUCUGCUAUGCGGGAGAGAGAUCUUGAUGAUGAGAAGAAUAGACUAGAGUCAGGUUUGAAAGAGGAAUAUACCAAUCGAUUCCUGAUAGAACCUGGAAAAGUGUUGGUCAGCAAUCUUAAAGUCUGCAAUAAAGGGCAUAAAUGUAGUAAAUACAAUGUUGAAAAUGUAGCUAUGAUUCGUGAAAAAGAUGAGGUGAUAACAUCAGAGGAUGGUGGGGAUGUUACCCUCAACUUGUUUGAAGGUGGUAACAACGAUAAACCACGUGUGAUUAUAUCAACUGAUGGAGGAUUACCAGAAGGUUCCACCUUAGCAGCAGGAAUAUUGACAUCAGAAGAUCUUUCAAAGGAUUAUGGGUCAGAUGCAUCUGUAGAUUAUAAAUCAUUUAUUGUGAAUCCAAAAAACACCAAGGAUUUCACAAGUAGAGCUUUAACAAAAAGAAUUGAAAAAUUCAUGGGUAAUGCAUUUUAUAUGAAUUUACUGGAUGAACUCAGUGUCACUGGCAAGAUAAAUAUCACAAUGUCAUUUAAUAUGUUGGAAUAUAAAGCUGAUUCCAAACCCAGAAUUAUUUUUUGGCACACAGGUUAUAAAGAAUGGCAUGAUGCCAGUCACACGUGUGCAGACUCAUUUGAACAAUACUUUUAUGAUUUAGAUGAAGGUACCGUCACAACCCAGGUCUGUUCAACAACACAUGUUCCAGUAACAUCAGGGCUUGCAAUUGCUCGAAAACGCCGACAAGAACUAUCUGAUAAUACAUUCACUGGGCCAACAGCAUUCAACCUUGCUAAUAUAAACAACGAAUACCAGAAUACGCCUCCUGUCAUUACAUCAGACAAUCCUAUAUCUAUGAAAGAAGAUAGUGGGACUCUAAAAUUCUUGCUCAGAGCCAGUGAUGCAGAAGGAGACGACAUAUUAUUCAAAGUCGAUGAUAGUUCUCCAUUUCCGCAGUUCGGAACGGUUGAACUUACUCUACAUGGUCACUUAUCAUACAAACCAUGCCAAGAUUGCUAUGGUGAAGACAUAUUUUAUUUCAUUGCAUUUGAACAAAGAAUUGAUGGUGUUGAUUCCUUGUCUGUUAGUGGAGCUCUAACGAUUUUGGUAACAUCUGAGAAUGAUCCGCCUGAGAUUUUUGUUGCCGUGCAUGGGAACAACAUGAUUGUGGAUCAGAAAUAUGACUUAGAAAUGAUUAUGGAACAACGGCAUUUGGAAAAUAUCCAGUAUCAGGAUAUCAUAGUUACAGUCGGUGCCUGGGAUGUUGACGUGGAAGAUGAACUCAAUUUGUUAUUUGGAAUGCCAUCACAAGGAUUUUUAGAAAUAUCGAAACAAAAGAAAAACUUUACAUUUAUAGCAGCAAACUGCACUGUAGAUGAGAAACAAACCGCAGUGGACUGA
Molecule: messenger RNA, 5142 nt
Organism: Saccoglossus kowalevskii
Lineage: Eukaryota; Metazoa; Hemichordata; Enteropneusta; Harrimaniidae
Biological process (GO): lipid transport
Molecular function (GO): lipid carrier activity
Source: RefSeq, a predicted model, not a curated record